Molecule: messenger RNA, 474 nt
Organism: Schistosoma mattheei
Lineage: Eukaryota; Metazoa; Platyhelminthes; Trematoda; Strigeidida; Schistosomatidae
Source: the annotation of a GenBank genome assembly
AUGAGUAAAAGUACUACCCCGUCUGAAGAAUUUGGAUAUCCAAACCUGCCUGUGCGUCAAAAAUCGGACCAAGAAAGUAUUAGUCAGUGCAUCAAAACUCUAAAAAGUCGCAGACCAAACACUUUGGAUUUUUCACCUUUAGCUCUUGGAAAUCAUGACAGAAACCAUAAAACAUAUGCAAAACGACCAACUGUUUUAUCUGUUCAUGAUUCUUUACAGAAAGCUGUUUGCAGUACGAGCGCUUAUUCUUCAUCGGCUAUCUCAGAUUGUCCAAUUAAAAGACCUAACUUUUUACCAAUACCUUCACAAGGAAGUAAAUAUCCAGGUUUUCCGAAACCUAGUGACGGACUCAUGCCUGGAAAUAGCAAGAAUACCAUAUCUACAGUUAAAGCCUCUUCUUUAAAUACUGGAAACAUUGAUGCUAUACAUCCUGAUUCUAUGGGAUUGUUUAUUAAAAAAACACACAGUUGUUAA